UCCUGUACAGGUAAGCCAAAGGUGCGCCUUCUUUUUUUCUACAGGACAAACACCAUGGCGAGGUCUUGACACACCGCAACAAACAACAAGGAACACGCUCCAAGGAUUUAAUUCAUUACAAGGAGUGAUUUUUGGUUGAUUUAUUUAUUAUUUUCUUCUCAUUUUUCUGUUUCCUUCCCCGAGGACGGGGCUUGGAGAGGAUUUAACCCGCAAAGCCUUCACGCCUGGACGCGCCAUGAGUCCACCUCACUUUUUGCUGCAUAUCAUUCAUCUGUAGAUUUCCUGUUUUUUUUUUGUUUUUUUUUAAAAUCUGCCUUUGCACCGGGAUAUUUUUACUUUCACACCUCGUCCUGGGACUGAUGACCUUUAUUCCAGCGGGGAACUUGUCCCACCGUGUGCGCAGCUGACUCUUCUCACCCGGGGAUGAUGACAUCUCUGCUGAACACACUCCCUCUGUGUCUCUCCCUCCUCUGGAUCUUUGUUACAGCGGAACAGGGAGGCUUCGUGGGGUCCCCUCCCUCCAAUUCGAUGCAGGCCUUGGCUGACAGGGAAACCGUCCUGCCCUGUCGGUACAAGGCACAGGCGGGCGACACGGUGGUGCAGGUCACCUGGUAUAAGAAGUCGUCCGAUGGCUCCAAGGAGCAGAUCAUUGCUGCACAUUACACUGACGGACAGACAACGUUCAGUUCGUGGUCAGGCCGGGUGCGCUUCAGAGAAAGCGAUCCCAUCCUCGACUCGUCCAUGGUCAUCAUGAGCACAAAGCUCUCCGAUGGCGGGAAAUACAUCUGCCACAUCAGCACCUUCCCCGAAGGCAACUUUGACUUGGAGCUGUCACUCAUCGUCAGCAGUGAUCCCAUCUCUGAACUGAUCCCUGUGACUCUCGUGGAGGGACAGUCCUACCACCUGGCCGCCACCUGCCGUGCUAUGGCCCACCCGCCGCCCCGCCUCUCCUGGGACACGGACCUGAGUGGCCAUUCCACCAACCGCACCUCCGACAACGGGGCGGUCUCCUCUCUGUACUCCCUGCACCCCCUGAGGAGCAUGAACGGGAAGAAGCUGGAUUGCCUGGUGUGGCAUCCGACUCUACGGCAGCCCCGCAGGCUCAGAAACACCCUGGUGGUGCACUUCCCUCCGGAUGUGAAGGUGUCUGGCUUCAAUGGGGACUGGUACCAGGGUUUGGAGUCGGCUGCCCUGAGGUGUGUGGGUGGAGGAAACCCCACAUCAGAGAACUUCACCUGGACCAGGAAGGGUAAAGCGCUUCCAGAAGGUGUGAUCCCUCACCCUAAUGGUACACUAAUUUUCGGGCGAGCCCUUCACGUGUCGGACUCCGGCACCUACCAAUGUGUGGCGAAGAAUGCAGCCGGGUCGGGGGAGGCGGAGGUGACGAUCAACGUGGCAGAGAAGCAGGAGCAGACGCUACCUGAAAAUCUGCUGAUGAUCAUCGUGGGCGCCGUGGCUGGGGGGCUACUCAUCACGAUGCUUGUCAUUGUCAUCUGCGUGACAUGCCACCACAAACGCACCAGCAAGAAACUGGAGCAGGAGCUCACUGAGAAGAAAGAGGAAAUAAGCACACUGUCGAGACAAGCGUCCUUCAGGAGAAUUAACUCCGUCAGCACAGAUGUCAGAGGAACGACAGAGGAGAACAUCCCUCUGAGGGUGGAGGGAACCCUGCGCACCAGCCUUUCCUCACUCGGGGAGCAGGCUCGCUGCCGAGACAGCCGAUCGACCAUCUCAGGCGGGCGGGGAGGAGGAGGAGGAGGUUCAGGGCUCGACUACCUGGGGCGACCUGUCCUGCACAACAGCUCACGAAGGGGCAGAGACAGGCCUCUGGAUAGAGAUGAGGAGAACCGACUCAGAGUGGAGUCAUAUGUGAGAAACAGCUCCAUUUCCUUGCAGGAAAGCCGUCUCCACCCACCUCUGAUACCCUCUCCUUUCCCGGUGAUACACUCCACCGAGCUGCUGAGGCAACUAAACGGGAACGCCAUCAUGCCACCAGAUGGGGGUUCACUGCCAGGAGACAUCACCAGGAAUCAGCAGAACUCCCCCCUGAGCUGCAGCUACCCGCCAGUGACAGACGACGAGGAUGAAGAGGACGAAGGUCUAGGGGGGUUGAUGAGUCCUGUGAACCAGGAGCGUCCCGAUGACCAAGACAGCGAGACCAACAGCUCCCAGGUGUCUGAAGCCCACAGUACCCGCUUUCAGCAGACUAAUGGCACACUGAGACCCAAACCCCGGCAAAACCCCAUGGCGAUAAGUCCCCAUGCCUCCCUCAUCCACAAGGCCCAGAUAGUUUAGCGAGCAGCUGGGAAAAAAAGGUGUGACCCCACAGGAACGGCCCCUUCCGGUCUUCCAGACGGGGUUCGGAUAUGGAUAAGUGCACAAAGUGAGUUUUUAAUUGCAGCCCAGCACCAAAAAACCUGAUUGUGAAGCGACAGCAUCACGAACUGCUUGAGGCUGACUCUGCAAACUAUGGACUGUGUUAUUACACCGCUGCAUCCUCCGUGUUGUAUUAUAUAUUAUGUAGUGACACCGUGUCUUAAUGUCUUCGGUGUCACUAAAGGAAAAAUCCACCCUAAAACACUUUCAAGGUGCACUAUACAAAACUGAGGGUAGAUUAAAGUCGCUACUUUUUAGAUUCAGAUGAAAAAAAAAAAAAAAACAUGGAAUAAGCAGGUAAUUUAUCGGUAACUCAGGUAAUGGCAUGAACCGUCAAAUUUUGUUCCACUUUUUCUCCCAGUUGAGACUAAAAGCCUUCACCCUCAGGUCUGACGAGGAAAACCAUGUAGACACAGCCAUCCCGUUUUGUGCUUAUUCCACGAUUUUGUCAGCUCAGGCGUUAAUUUUACAUGGUGGACCUUUAAUGCUGUUUAAACAGCCUAAAUGGCUCAUGAUGAUGUAGCGUGCAUUUUUUGGGGGGUUGAGGGUGCACUUUUCUUAUUCCCACAAAUGUAAAGACCAUUGAGAUUGAGAGCAGAAAACGUUUCAACCAAGAUAUCAGCGGCAAAUGCGUGGUGUACCAUUACUCGCUCAGGUUUAAAGAGCAAGGGCUUCUUUCCAGACUCACCAUUUUGCUCCGAUGUUUAGCAAGCUGUAAGACCUCGUAGACACUGUGUUUUGACUAAAGGGUCUAUGUCUAGCAUUUUCUUGCCAGGAAAAACCUCUCAGUGGGCUAAUCACUACGGCUCUGUCCACCUAUAUUGAUAACAAACUCGACGUACGCAAGGCAACCUGAGGGAAGGUGUCAGGAAUUACCACACUUCAUGUCAAAAUGACUCCUGGAACUGAAAAGUGCUUCUGAGGGAGGAUUUCGACUUAGAUCUGAGUGUCGAGUGGCACAGUGUCUGUAAAUCUGUACAAUAUGCAAAUGAAUUACACUAACAUAAUAAGAAAUAGUUUUUUAUUGAAUGUGUUUUAAUGACAUUGUUACUACCAGACUAUAUAGCCUAUCGGUGCAUCACUCUAUGUGAAUAUUAUUCACAUCUGGACUCUUGUGAGGCUCAAGGCUAUAUGCUGUAAAAAAUAAUUAUAAUAAUCAGGCUAUCACAACAGAUCUGCCAAGUUCCUCUUCAGCGCUGGAGGUUGGAACUUGGACUGCUACAGACUUUUAAUAUGGUGGCAAAAUGUGUCAGGUAUUAUUUUUGGUAGAUUGUUAUUCUGUGGAUUGAUUGUAAUGUAUUCUGCUCUGUUACAGCUAUGACCUAAGCAAUGCAAUAUGCCAGGAAAAUAGAGGAAAAAUCAAUUUUGCUUUCUUGGCAAAUAUGAAGUAUUAUUGUGUCAUACACACGUGUAUUACAAUGUCUUGUCUCGUUUUGUCUUGUUUUUCUAUGCCUACUACUGUAAAUACUCUCUUGUUUCAGGAACAUGUCAAAUGCCUUGGCUUAUAAAUUAGGAAAUGUAUUGUUUGGGAGUGAAACAUAUUGGAUCAGUCAAUGUUUUCAGCCAGUUUGUUGUACAAUAUUUCCGAGCACAGGCGGUAAAGACCAUCGGAUGAAUGGCAUUAAGUUUAAAUGUAGGCUCAUGUGCUCGCAGCGCCCCCUGAUGUGUGCUGCUGGGAAGUACAAGGACCUGAGUGAGGACUGAGCCUACAAACUGCACCCUGACUUCAACUGUGAAGUGGAACAUGACCAAAGUGCCUGGCUUUUCUACAGCAACAUUUACCAAGGGAUGUGUAUGUGUUACUGUCAGUUUGCAUUGUUGGGUGGCAAUAAACA
Myripristis murdjan (pinecone soldierfish) is the source of this 4211-nucleotide messenger RNA. RefSeq names its product nectin-4-like. The record is from RefSeq and is a predicted model, not a curated record. Gene Ontology annotation, biological process: heterophilic cell-cell adhesion; homophilic cell-cell adhesion. The transcript has 11 exons. Bases 424 to 2295 code for a protein of 623 amino acids. NCBI's taxonomy places the organism in Eukaryota, Metazoa, Chordata, Actinopteri, Holocentriformes, Holocentridae. Gene Ontology annotation, cellular component: adherens junction.